Strongylus vulgaris is the source of this 222-nucleotide messenger RNA. Lineage: Eukaryota; Metazoa; Nematoda; Chromadorea; Rhabditida; Strongylidae. The record is from the annotation of a GenBank genome assembly.
AUGCGUGAUGACAUUGAACCUGUCCGUAAGGCAUCGCGUCGAUCUAUGAUCACAGCAUCUGAUUCUCCGUUUACAACCGCAAAUCCUCCAAAACCGUUGGAAAAUUCGCCGAGUGCUGCGGAUACAUGGGUCACUGUUUAUGGUUUCCCUCCUGAACAAGCCGCAAAUGUGCUCAAACAUUUUUCACGACACGGAGAGAUUGUUAGUCAUCGGGUGAGUUAA